Desarmillaria tabescens is the source of this 635-nucleotide messenger RNA. RefSeq lists its product as uncharacterized. The transcript has 5 exons. Gene Ontology annotation, cellular component: membrane. The record is from RefSeq and is a predicted model, not a curated record. Bases 107 to 469 code for a protein of 120 amino acids. Gene Ontology annotation, biological process: amino acid transmembrane transport. Gene Ontology annotation, molecular function: amino acid transmembrane transporter activity. Lineage: Eukaryota; Fungi; Basidiomycota; Agaricomycetes; Agaricales; Physalacriaceae.
GACAAGAUGCACGCGGAACGGUGUCCGAUAUACUGCGUUGGAGUAACCAUACUAAUCUCUGUUUGGCAUUCCUGCAGGUAUCAAAUGAUACCUCUAAGGUGCUUGAAUGGUUCGUCAGCCUCACGGCGGCCACGCAAGUUAUCAAUUAUGCUAUCGUGACAUUUACAUAUCUGAGAUUUACUAUGCCUUGGAGGCUCAGGGAAUAUCCCGAAGCAGCCUACCAUUCCGUAGUAUCCUUCAACCAUUCUGCGGCUACUACGCCUUCGGGUUCACCCUCAUAAUGCCGUUCAUACUGGGUUAUUCGGUCUUCAUGCCAGGAAAUUGGGACACGACCACGUUCUUCUUUUCUUAUACUAUCAUCGGUGUUCUUCCUAUAUUAUUCAUCGUCUUGGAAGGCCCUACAUCGUACUCGGCUCAUUCGACCGAAAGAAGUUACUUUCUUCGAGGAGGAAAGGAAAAUCAUAGAUGACUAUGAGCGUCCUUUGUUAACGCAGAAAGCAGAAUGGACGCGUUUAAGAAGUGGGUGAUUGGGUGAGCUGCGAGAUUAUUCAUGAGCUAUCGUAUUGCAGAUGUCAUCUUGUCCUACAACUAUAAUUGAAUGGCGGAGAGCCGCUUCCGUGGAAUCUGAAUUGGAA